ACUUGAAGAAACAAAACGUUGUCAAUGGAUUCUUUGGCUAGCAUUUUCAAUCAAGCUAAGCCAUUUUUGGCUGUAAUCUUUUUGCAGUUUGGGUAUGCAGGCAUGUGUAUAAUUUCUAAGUUUGCUUUAAACCAAGGCAUGAGCCAGCAUGUCUUGGUAGUCUACCGGCAUGCCAUUGCCACUCUUGUCAUUGCUCCUUUUGCCAUUGUUUUGGAUAGGAAAGUAAGGCCAAAAAUGAACCUGUCUAUCUUUGUUAAGAUACUGUUACUAGGCUUAUUAGAGCCAACAAUUGACCAGAACUUGUACUACACUGGAAUGAAGUAUACUACAGCAACCUUUGCAUCUGCCAUGUGCAAUGUUCUUCCCGCAUUUGCAUUUAUGAUGGCCUGGGUCUUCAAGCUUGAGAAGGUUAAUAUCAGAAAAUUACAUAGUCAGGCAAAGGUAUUGGGGACUAUUGUGACUGUUGGGGGAGCAAUGCUAAUGACUCUGAUUAAUGGACCAAUGUUGCCUUUGCCAUGGAUAAAAUCAAAUAGCCAACAUGAGUUUUCAAUUGCUGCAGCUCAUCAAGAUCCUAUAAAAGGUUCUCUCAUGAUCACCAUAGGCUGUAUCUGCUGGGCAAGUUUCGUCAUUCUACAAGCAAUUACGCUAAAAUCAUACCCUGCUGAGCUCUCCCUAACAGCGUUAAUCUGCUUUGUGGGCACCAUUGGAGGAAGCAUAGUAGCUCUAGCAAUGGAAGCUGGCAAUGCUACAGUCUGGUCUAUACAUUUGGAUGUUAAGCUCUUAGCUGCAGCUUACGGUGGAGUGAUCUGUUCUGGAAUUACUUAUUAUGUUCAAGGAGUGACAAUGAAAACUAGAGGACCUGUUUUUGUGACUGCUUUUAAUCCUCUAAGCAUGGUUAUUGUUGCAAUUUUGAGCACCUUCGUCUUAUCUGAAAUACUGUACUUAGGAAGGGUCAUUGGAGCAAUUGUAAUUGUCAUUGGCCUCUAUCUGGUUUUGUGGGGUAAGAGCAAGGAUCAACCUUCAUCAAAUCAUAACAUCAAAAUGGAAGUAUCAAAUGAUCAGAAAAUGACUGUCAUGGAUGAGAAAACAAUAGUUUCAAUUCAAGAUUGUGUUGUCCUGGAUUUAACCUGCAGCAAAGUGACACCUACUGAUGAGUCUGUUUGAGGAACCGAAUCGAAUACGAAAAUCACAGCAAAUAACUGCUAAUUAAGGAUCUGAUCAGUUUUUUUUUCUACAUAAAACUAGUUUCAUGCAAUCUGAGCUCCUUCAGAAUGUGUUUCUUCUUUUUUGUUAGUUUCAAUAGAGUGUUAAAGAGAUUAAGCUAAUGAAUGGCUAUGGAAAAUGAAACAUCAGUCUUGGGAUCUAUAUUGGCCUGGAUUGAUUCUUCUUUUGUAUGUAUUAUGACUUUAAAUCAGGAAUUUGAGUCAAACGUCAAAAUAAAUUCUUGCAAAAUGCCAAAACG
This is a messenger RNA of Durio zibethinus, 1462 nucleotides long. RefSeq names its product WAT1-related protein At2g39510-like. Gene Ontology annotation, cellular component: membrane. The record is from RefSeq and is a predicted model, not a curated record. Lineage: Eukaryota; Viridiplantae; Streptophyta; Magnoliopsida; Malvales; Malvaceae. Gene Ontology annotation, molecular function: transmembrane transporter activity.